GUUAUCAUCCAAAUGAAUCCGACCCCCUGGGAAAGCUCUGGUAUGACCAGUCCUGUAGACGUCGACCGGCUUAUUCUAGCAAGACGACAGUACGUCGAACUGCACCCAACCCACAAUUCUAUCCUUGUCAACUCUUCUUUGGCAACUCUCACCUUCAAUCCUCCAAUGCCAUCACAGGCUGACGGAGCAGCCGGAGGGCAGUUGUGA
This is a messenger RNA of Protopolystoma xenopodis, 207 nucleotides long. The record is from the annotation of a GenBank genome assembly. Lineage: Eukaryota; Metazoa; Platyhelminthes; Monogenea; Polystomatidea; Polystomatidae.